Sitodiplosis mosellana (orange wheat blossom midge) is the source of this 1923-nucleotide messenger RNA. RefSeq names its product armadillo repeat-containing protein gudu-like. NCBI's taxonomy places the organism in Eukaryota, Metazoa, Arthropoda, Insecta, Diptera, Cecidomyiidae. The transcript has a single exon. The coding region runs from base 1 to 1923 and encodes 640 amino acids. Gene Ontology annotation, molecular function: protein binding. The record is from RefSeq and is a predicted model, not a curated record.
AUGGAUCAUAUCAGUGAAAAGGGUUUCUUGGAUGAAGACUACGAGGAGGCGCGAUGGCGAGAAAAAGAGCGAAAAACACAAGAUCUACCGAUCGAAUAUUGGACCAUACAGAAAUUGGUAAAAUUCAUGAAAAUCGGCAAUCAAGUGGUGACCAAUGCCUGUCUGUGCUGCAUUCGAGACUAUGAUUUAACAAAGCAACUGAAUCAGCGUGCGAUUUUUUCGAUUGGUGGCCUUGAGACGCUGGUCAAUUUGUGCAAAAUCAAUGAUUUAGUGUGUCGUUUCGGCACACUGUACGUACUGCGGGAGAUGUCAACGAAUAUCGACAUGCGAAGGUACAUGGUCGACAUGAACGUAAUCGAAUCACUUUGCAAGAUUGUUACCGAACCAUUGCACGAUAUAAAAUGUUUGGCAAUUGAUAUUUUGGGCAUUUUGGCAAACAUUCAACCGGCCCGACGAAUCAUUCACGAAUCAGACGUCGUUAACAAAAUCAUCGACGGUUUGAAUUUCGACCGAAGACUUUUACAAAAAACCACAGAGGAAAUGACCGCAAAAGAAGCCGUUUUCAUCGAUUUAGCGGUGUCAGCGUCGAAAGCAUUGAGUACAAUAUUGAGUUCACUGAGAAUUCUUACGGAUGCUAAGAAGGGUGGCCUAAUUCUCAGCAUUAGCGAACUGUUGAAAACAGUGCAAGUGCCAUUGAUUCGUGCCGUGCUGCGAUUGUGUAAUGUUUGUUCGCAUGAUAUUGUCAUCCAGCUGGGAUUGGAAACAGAGCUAGUGAUUGUUGAUGUGACGAAGCAAUUGGCGUCGAAGGAUCAAGGCCUGUUGACAGAUGCCUGUGGAAUCGUGGCACAAUGCGGCAAAAGUCCGAAAACAAGCAAACUAAUCCAGAAGAAUCAUGGACUCAAGCAGAUUGUGAACAUUUUAUCAGGUGAAGAUUAUUGGCAAAAUAACGAUUUGAUGCUGGCAGGCACAGCCGCCGCUUAUACAUGUGCAACACAUCGAAACAAUGCUCAGCAAUUCAACAAAUUGCGUGUAUUGCCGCUCUUAACCAAAUUUCUCUCGAUGAGUUUCAACGAUGACAUUCUGGCGAAUGUCUGCGGUUUCGCUUCUCAGCUGCUGUACGAAAAAAAACUCGUCGACAUUUUUCUCCAGGACGAUGCAUUGAAAGUGAUUUUGGAUUUUUUCUACAUCGAACACGACACGCUACGCAUUGAAUAUUGUCACGUUCUAACGAAGGUAUGCAAAUACCCAGCAUACGCACAACAAAUGCGAACAUUGGAUGGAAUCACAUUUUUGUGGUCAUUGUUACGAAGUGAAAAUCCACAUGUUCAAACAGCUGCAUCGAAUGCAUUGUGCGAGUAUCUGCAACAUGAUGACGGAAAUGAUUCGGCGGAGUAUCUUCGGAAACUAGAUAAUGGACUGGAACUAGUAGCAAGCUCACUGAAAUCUAAAAACGAAACCACAUUGAAUGCCAUUUGCUCACUCAUUGUCGAAAUCGCCAAAGACACCUAUAAUCUCGCUAUAUUGACCCAAUAUCAAGUGGUUCCAUUGCUUGCUGACUUGAUACACACAGAAAAUAAAAAAAUUGAAGAGAAAGUGACAGCUGCCAUUGCUGCUUGCACACCGUACGCGGAGAAUGCGAAACAAUUCGGUGAACUGAAAGUGAUUCGAUUGAUUGUCAACUUGGUCACUUCGGAUAAUAAAAAUGUUCGACGAGCUGCCGCAAUGGCAUUAGCCAAAUUAUCCGCUUAUCCAAUCAACGCCAUUCUAAUGUACCAAAGUGGCGUUGUGCCCGUACUGCUCGAAGACAUUCUCUCGGACGAUGCUGUUCUGAGACAUGGAGCCGCAAAUUGCCUGCGCAAUUUGAGAGAGUUGACACUGGAAGCGGAACAGUUUUUGAUGAUGAAAUUACCGAAACAACAUUAA